AAUGAGAGGGGGAUAUGCUCUCAUUUCCGAGGCGUUUCCGUUACUUAAAAUCAUCUUGCGAUAAAGUCUGCUGGUCACGUUUCAGAGAUGGUGUGUGCGCGCGAUCUCAGACAGAGGAUCAGUGCAGUACAGUGACUUACAGGAAGCGCGCGACUUCAACUCAAGGACACCGCAUCAAUCUCAACGGUCUCCAGUAUGGCAGAGUUGCUGCGGUUGCUCCUGAGUGUGGCAGAAAAAGCCGCCAAUGUGGCACGCGUCUGUCGACAGGAAGCGCCGCUUUUUGAACUCCUGGUACAGGAAAAGACAGGAGCUGACAAAAACAAGAAAUUCGUCCAGGACUUUAAGACACUUGCUGAUGUGGUGAUACAGGAAAUGAUUCGCCAUGAUGUUUGUGCCCAGUUUCCAGAACUGACCGGCUUUAUUCAUGGAGAGGAGUCAAACAAGUUUGAGAAUGGGCUUGGGGAGAGUGUUACUGUGACAGUCUGUGCUCAGGAAGAGGACACAACUGCUCUGUUGGCUAAAGUUCUGGAUGGCGAUCGAACGGCCGCGUCACUCCUGAGCAAGGCGAUCCAUCAGGACCUUCAGCUCAGAGAUGAAACGGCUGAAUCUCUACAGCUGUCAGUCAGCCCAGCUGAUGUGGGCAUCUGGAUUGAUCCCAUUGAUGGUACAAGUCAGUACAUUGAAGGGAAAGAGGAAGAGGAGCCGGAUGAAGGCUUUUGUCCUUCCGGACUCCCGUGUGCUCUGGUUCUGAUUGGGGUUUACUUACGAGCCACUGGUCAACCAGUCAUGGGUGUCAUAAACCAGCCGUUCAACCGCAAAAUCUCCGCGGGUAAAGGAUGGAAAGGCCAGCACAUCUGGGGUGUUUCCUAUGGAGAUGUGAAUGUUUGCUCGUACACGCGGCGCAGGCCGUCGAAUCCACAGAAGAGCGAGUGUUUGUCGGUGCUGCUGAGCUCCAGCGAGAGGCCCGCUGUCAAGGAUGCGCUCGCGGCGCUUCCCAACAGCUCGCUGAUGUAUGCGUCCGGCGCGGGAUACAAGAUCCUGUGCGUGGUCCAGGGUCUGGUGGACGUAUAUGUGCUGUCAGAGGGCAGCACGUUUAAGUGGGACUCAUGCGCUCCUCAUGCGGUGCUGCGGGCGCUGGGCGGCGGCGUCUCCGAUCUGAGUGAGUGCAUGCGCGCUCAUCUCAAUGGACACAAGGGACACACCACUGAACUCACCUACCACCAGCCCCACAACCACAGCCAAGGUGUGGAGAGAUGGGCCAACCAAGGAGGAAUCAUCGCCUAUUUGGACUCCAGCGUAAUUGAUAAAGUCGUGGCGGCACUUGCUGGAAAGAUAUGACAAAAAUAUUAUGAUACUCAAGUUAUGCAAGUUUGUGUGUUUGUAUUUUGUUUUUGCAUAUCUUAUGUGCUUUAUGAUUCUAGUUUUAUAAGAUAUAGUGACAUAUUCAAAUAUUAAUUUAAAGCUGUAGCUUUUCAGGAGAAAAAAAAUAUCUUAAUACUUGUCUGCUAAGUUUUAUUUUUUGGAAGAAGUUGGUUAUAUUUUCAAGAGAACAGGGAAAGGAAAGCAAUCACUGUUUGCCUCAUUACAGAUGAUAUCACACAUUUUACAGUUACUGCUGGUCACCUGAGACAAAAGAAAAAGCUAGAAACUGACAGUUCUCUGGGUUAGGAUUAUCAUACGUAACACAUGGACAUUCAUGCCCUUUUAUGGUGAUGCUUUUGACAUAUUUUUUCCCCCCCUUCAUAUUUCACUCUGAAAAAGACAUAAUGAGUGCAAUGAGAGCUCUCACCGGAACAACAUUUGGCUUGAAUUGUACUUCAUGGUCUCAUUCUUAACCUUUACGGACAUUUAUGAACUUUUCAAACCUAAAAUAUUCUGCAAGAACUUGACCAUAUUAAAAUGUACAAAAUAUUUCAAAAUAUUAUUGUCUGUUAAAUACACAACUGGUCAAAAGUAAUUAAUAAUUAAACAAUUUUAAGUCUUUUCUGCUCACCAAGGCUGCAUUUAUGUGAUCAAAAAUACAGUAAAAACAGUAGUAUUGUGAAAUAUUAUUACAAUAUAAAAUAACUAUUGUUUUAAAAUGUCA
Molecule: messenger RNA, 2086 nt
Organism: Ctenopharyngodon idella (grass carp)
Lineage: Eukaryota; Metazoa; Chordata; Actinopteri; Cypriniformes; Xenocyprididae
Gene: inpp1
Product: inositol polyphosphate-1-phosphatase
Exons: 6
Coding region: 196-1338 (380 amino acids)
Biological process (GO): phosphatidylinositol phosphate biosynthetic process
Molecular function (GO): inositol-1,4-bisphosphate 1-phosphatase activity
Source: RefSeq, a predicted model, not a curated record